Molecule: messenger RNA, 1692 nt
Organism: Moesziomyces antarcticus
Lineage: Eukaryota; Fungi; Basidiomycota; Ustilaginomycetes; Ustilaginales; Ustilaginaceae
Exons: 2
Coding region: 1-1692 (563 amino acids)
Source: RefSeq, a predicted model, not a curated record
AUGAAGAUCCAGGCCUCUUUCGUGACCCUUCUGGUCGUCGUCAGCGCCGCCAUCUCGGCUGCUGACGCCAAGGCCGACCUCUCCAAGCGCCCCGUCCGCCUUGCCCGCCGCGACGACGCCGCUGUCCAGAAGCGUGGCUUUGGUUUCGCCAACCGCUUCUUCCGCCGCGACGGCGCCUACGAUGCUGGCUCCAACCAGGAUGCCGAUGCCGCUGGCGCUAACGGCGGUGGUGACGUCUCCAACCCGGGUGCUGGUGGCGAUGAUGCUGCCAAGCCCGAGGACUACAACGGUGACAAGAACGCCGAUGCUGACAACUCGGGUGCCGACAAGCCCGCCGACGACGGCUCCAAGCCGGAGGACUACGGCAACGGCGCCUCUCAGCAGCCCCAGCAGCCCCAGCAGCCUCAGGGCGACGCUUCGCAGCAGCCCCAGCCGCCCCAAGGCGACGCUUCGCAGCAGCCCCAGCAGCCCAACAACGCUCCUCAGCAGCCCCAGCAGCCCCAGCCCGAGGGCUACGGCAACGGCGGCCAGCCUCAGAAUGCUCAACAGCAGGCUGACCAGCAGAAGCAGCAGCAGGAUGAGCAGAAGCGUCAGCAGGAGGAGCAGCAGCGCCAGCAGGAGGAGCAGCAGCGUCAACAGCAGGAGCAGCAGAAGCAGCAGCAGGAGCAGCAGAAGCAGCAGCAGCAGCAACAGCAGCAGGAGCAGCAGCGCCAGCAACAGGAGCAGCAGCGCCAGCAGCAGGAGCAGCAGAAGCAGCAGAAGCAGCAGAAGCAGCAACAGCAACAGCAGCAGCAGCAGCAGCAGCCCCAGCAGCCCCAGCAGCCCGAUCAGUCUCAGCAGCAGCCCCAGCAGCCCGAGGGCCAGCCCGGCUCUGCUCCUUCCAACGGUGACAGUGGCAAGCAGUGCCCUACCUUCCCUAAGCAGGGUGGUGGCAACGCUGACACUGCUCCUUGCUUUGACAAGAAGGCCAAGCGCAAGGACAUCUGCUCUGCGCUGAAGCAGUUCGGCAUCGACACCAAGCAGGUCGGCUGCUCUGACGAGGAGUGCAGCGAGGACGCCAAGGACUUCUCCGACCACGCCUGCAACAAGAAGAAGGAGUGCGACUUUGGCUGGGACAACAGCUGCGACUUCUACCUGCAGAACGGCUUCAACGGCCUCGACAAGUUCGGCUGCAGCGCCAACGGUGCUGCUGGCGCCGGUGCCGGUGCCGCUCCGGAGUCUGACGCCGACAAGUCCGGUGACGCUCCUUCUGACAACGGCGAUGCCUCCAAGGACGCUCCCGAGGACGACGGCGACAACAGCCAGCCCGCUGGAUACGCUCCUGGCCAAAACGCUGAUGCUGACAAGUCUGGCGAUGCGCCCGCGGACAACGGCGACGCUUCCAAGGACGCCCCCAAGGACGACGGCGACAACAGCCAGCCCGCUGGUUACGCGCCCGGCCAGAACGCUGAUGCCGACAAGUCUGGCGACGCUCCUGCCGACAAUGGCGAUGCGAGCAAGCCCGCUGGUGACGACUGCGAGAAGGGCAAGGACGCCGACAAGAACGGCGAUGCGUCCAAGGACUCGCCCGACUCUGGUGACCAGGACUCGGACGACUCGGAUGACUCGGACGAUGCCCCUGCUGACAACGGUGCCGACAGCAAGCCUGCUGGCUACGCGCCCAACCAGAACGGAGACGCCGAUGCCAACUAA